AUUUCAAGUAAACUCACCCCGCAAAAUUCCGGCUCAAAAAUGAAAUAAAAACAGAUCCUCAACAUGAAGCUAACAUCCCAAAAUGGCGAAAGACAUAUUCAACACUCCGUCUGAAGAGCUGACGUUGGCCCAAAAGGGCUACAAGAUACUGAAAGCGUUCGGGGAAGGUUCUUACGCGAAAGUGUACCUCUCCGAGUUCCAAGACAAAGGCGAGAAAACCCGGGUACUGGCCUGCAAAAUAAUCGACACCUCUAAAGCGCCGAAAGAUUUCGUUAAAAAGUUUCUGCCCAGAGAGUUGGACAUCCUGAUUCGCGUGAACCACCCGCACAUCAUACACGUGCACAGCGUGUUCCAACGGAAGAGUAAGUACUUUAUUUUCAUGCGCUUCGCGGAAAACGGCGACGUGUUGGAGUUCAUUCUGAAAAAAGGCAGCGUCAGCGAGGCGCAGGCGAGGGUCUGGUUUCGGCAGCUUUCCCUGGCUUUGCAGUACUUGCACAACAUGGAUAUAGCCCACAGGGAUUUGAAAUGCGAAAAUUGCCUUAUAACCAACAAUUUUAAUCUGAAACUGGCCGAUUUUGGGUUCGCCAGAUUUGUGUCCGACAACAAUGGUAAAUUAUUGUUGAGUUCAACCUACUGUGGGUCUUUGUCUUAUGCUCCUCCAGAAAUUUUAAAAGGAGCCCCAUACUUGCCUAAAAACGGCGACAUAUGGUCCUUGGGCAUAAUCCUCUACGUGAUGUUGAACAAAGCGAUGCCGUUCGACGACAACCACAUAAAAAAACUGUACGAGCAGCAGGUAUCGAAAAGGUGGAACUUCCGCUCGAAAGUGGUCGACUCGCUGACGCCGCAAGUGAAGGAAUUUUUACCGCACCUCUUGGAGCCCAAAAUCUCCAAUCGCUACUCGAUAGACGACUGCCUGAGUUCGCUCUGGCUGUCCAUGGAUCCCAGGUUUGCCACCCUGACGGCCGCCGAAGAGCAGGCCCUGCAGGCGUCUAAAGAGGGCAGGAAGGCCAUCGACGCGGCCAGGCCCACCGAAAGUAAAGGUGACAACGUACUUAUUCUUAAGCCAACCGACCACCACCAUAGAGAAUCUCUUCCUUAACAAUAAAC
Messenger RNA from Brassicogethes aeneus, 1107 nucleotides. The record is from the annotation of a GenBank genome assembly. NCBI's taxonomy places the organism in Eukaryota, Metazoa, Arthropoda, Insecta, Coleoptera, Nitidulidae.